Molecule: messenger RNA, 2526 nt
Organism: Empidonax traillii (willow flycatcher)
Lineage: Eukaryota; Metazoa; Chordata; Aves; Passeriformes; Tyrannidae
Gene: CASS4
Product: Cas scaffold protein family member 4
Exons: 7
Coding region: 1-2526 (841 amino acids)
Biological process (GO): cell migration; cell surface receptor protein tyrosine kinase signaling pathway
Cellular component (GO): cytoplasm; plasma membrane
Molecular function (GO): protein binding
Source: RefSeq, a predicted model, not a curated record
AUGGAUGAAAACGUAGGGGUCAACAGAACUGCAAAGAACACCCUGGCCAAGGCGCUGUACGACAACAACGCCGAGUGCUCGGAUGAGCUGGCCUUCCGCAAGGGAGACAUCCUGACCGUGCUGGACCAGCACAUCCUCGGCAGUGAGGGCUGGUGGAAGUGCUCCCUUCAUGGCAGGCAGGGCCUGGCCCCUGCCAACCGGCUCCAGCUGCUCUCUCCCACCAUUCUGCUGCCUCCUUCCACCCGGAGCGACCCCUCGGAGCUGCCAGCGGGCCAACAAAACAUCUACCAGGUUCCCUCCGGCCCCAAACCCACCGUGGUGUCGUCCACCUACGAGAAGAUGGAAGGGUGGGUCAAAUCCCCAACCAGGCUCUCUGCCACGCCUGCCCAAGCCAUAUAUCAGGUGCCAGCCUUGGCUGCGCAGCUGCUCAGUGAGAGGACCAAAAGCUCCAUACACCAGCAUCUGUUUACUCUCCCGAGGGCCUGCCGGGCGUCAACCCCAAAUAUCAGGAGUGAGGUGUACGACGUUCCCUCCACACAGCGCCGGGAGUCCCUGCUCACACGGAGCGGUGCCACUCCACCCACCACACGGAAGGGCUCCAUGCCAGUCAGACCCACCGAGAACUUCCAGGCAGAGCAGGAGCAGCUUUACAACAUCCCAUCCAGCCCAGAAAAGGCAGGAGCUGGGAUCCAGAAAGACUCACCAGCAGGCAACUUGUAUGAUGUCCCUCCCAAGAGAGAAACUGAUGCCUCAGAAAACAAAUCUCCGAAAAAGUGCUGGGGACAUUACAAUACUUUGCCAAACCCUCGGAAGUCAGAAUGGAUUUAUGAUAUUCCAGUAUCACCUGAAAAAUCAGGAUUAAAGCAGCACCCUUCUGGCCACUCCUUGGAGAACCAGGUGCUGUAUGAUAUCCCCCCAACCAGGUACAAGGUGCCAGCAACAAAUGCUGAAGCCAAAGUGGUAAAUCCACAAUUAUACAAUAUCCCACCGGCACAACGGAAAUUAACACUUCCAGAUAUCCCUCUUUAUGACGUUCCAUCCUCACGGGACGUGCUCCUUUUGGCACAGAGCAGUAGCUGUGAUGUACCCCCGAGUCUCCUGGCUCCAAAGGCUGAGAGUCAGCUCUCUGAAGGGAAUGUUUAUGAUAUUCCAAAAGGUUUGCCCACCCCUGGGCAACCCAAGAAAGAGAUGGAAAACAACAGUGACAGCUCUGGAGAACAAGCACAUGGUGCUUCUCCAAAGCUCUCCAGAGGUGCCAAAUUAGGACGAGACGUCUCAUCUGUUUCUAGUGUGGACAGCAGGAGCAGCACACUCUCCACAUCCUCCAACUCAUCUGCUGAGUUAUCUUCUACGUCCUCACCAUCAGAAGAGCCUGGCAAAGAAAUCAAAGUGGACCUUGAAGUAGCCAUAGAGACACUGACCAGGCUGCAGCACAGCGUGUCCAGCUCAGUUGCAAGUUUAAUGAUCUUUGUGAGCAGUAAGUGGCGACUGCAGGAGCACCUGGAGAAGAGCAUUGAGGAAAUCCACAGAGCCGUGGAUCACAUCAAGGUGUCACUGGGAGAAUUCCUGGCCUUUGCCCAAGCCAUAAAGGGAAAUGCCUCUCGCCUCACUGACAGCAACCUUCAGACCAGGAUUAAAAAGCAGUUAGAGAUCCUUGUGAACUCCUUCCAAAUUUUAACGGAGACAAGGGAAGCUCUAAACAACUGCAAGUGGUCACUUGAGGCCUUGGUCCUCAGGAGCCCCCAGAACAACCCAGACGACCUGGACCGCUUCGUCAUGGUGGCCCGCACGGUUCCCGACGACAUCAAGAGGUUUGUGUCCAUCAUCAUCGCCAACGGGAAGCUGCUCUUCAGAAAGAACGAGAGGGAACAAGAAAUAAAGCAGCCAAAAGGGAGCCCAGAAUACAAAAUGGCAAAACAAAUCCCAGUGCCAAGAAGAAUAGAGAUAGAGUCACUCCAGAGAAAUGUUCCUGACAAACCCAGCCAGAGCUGGGUGCCUUUGGAGAAACAGGAGGAAAAUGCCACUGAGGACUGUGAUUAUGUGCAGUUACAGGCACAGAAAAUCAUUUCAGGUAAAGAAGUAGCAAAGAAGAGCACAGAUUCAAAACCAAAGGCUUUGCCAACUGCCAAAAAGGCUGGAAUUCAGAGCAAGCAGGACUGUGCCAAGAAAAUCCCUCUGCCCGAGCACUGCAGGCUGUGUUUCGCUGCCCUGCACAAAGCCAUCGGGGUGUUCACCAACAGCCUGAACAACAACCAACCCCCCGAAGUGUUCAUCUCCCACAGCAAGCUGAUCAUCAUGGUGGGGCAGAAGCUGGUGGAUUCUCUGUGCCAGGAGACUCAGGAGAGGGAUGCCCGGAGUGACGUCCUCCACAGCAGCAGCCGGUUCUGCAGCCUCUUGAAGAACCUGGCUCUGGCCACCAAAAACGCUGCCAUAAAAUAUCCCAACGCGGACGCCACGCGGGAACUUCAGGAUCGGACCGAGGAACUGUCCAAGUACACGCAGCAGUUCAGAGCAAUGAUGGAAUGA